Rotaria sp. Silwood2 is the source of this 2814-nucleotide messenger RNA. Lineage: Eukaryota; Metazoa; Rotifera; Eurotatoria; Philodinida; Philodinidae. The record is from the annotation of a GenBank genome assembly.
AUGACUUCACAUUCAGUUUCUGAUUUGAACAUUGAUGAUGUACACCGUUUACAAUUAUCAAAUGAUAAUGUUACAGUGUCCGAACUAGAUAAUAUGUUAUCUUCGAACUUAAAUAAUGUUUUGGAUCCUCAUUUGGACCAUGAUCUUAAAGAAGAUGCUAAUUUAAAUAAAAAAAGUGAAAAUCAUGCUAUUACACCACGAUCAUCCUCAACAUCAAAUUUACAUCUUGUUAAUUCAUCAUUACCUUCUGUCCGUCGUCCACUCUCGGUCGACGAAUCAGAUGAUGGCUUUCGUGUCGUAAAGAACAAGAAAAAACAAAAACAAAUUGCACGUGAUGACCCUCAAACAUUAAAUGAUAUUGAAGCAUCUCGUAUUAAUACAAUUGCACCUAAUCUUGUUGAUGUUGAACUUGAUCAAAAUUCAACACGUAUUGUUAAUGAUAAUCAACAUCAAUUAUCUUCUCAUAAUUUCGUGAUUACUAAUGAAUCAACACGUUUUGCUCAAACACGGUAUCCGUUUCCACCAUUUGUUUUACGUUUUGGUGCAGGAAAGGUUACAAGUAAUCAACUUAAAGAAAAUUUAAUUGAUCAUUGUAAAAAAAUUCAUCAAUUUGAUGUUCAAGUGAUUAAUUGUCGUUUAUCUUCUAAUGUUCUCUCUGAUAAUGAAUAUGAUAUUCUUAUAUAUGUAAAAGAUGCUUUUUCUUUUUCGUUUUUAUUAGAACAAGCUCAUUGGCCAAAAGUUAUAGGUGGUAAAAGUUAUUUUUUUCCUUCAGCACCAGCUAUUCCACCACAACUCUGUUUACUAAUUAAAAAUGUUGAUUUACGUAUUGAUUUUGAUGAAUUCUGUCUUGAUAUUAAAUCUAACUAUCCUCAAGUUAAAAAUAUAAUUAGAAUGAAAAACAAGUUUCAAAAUGAUAUUAAGAUGGUUAAAAUUGAAUUAACUUCCCCUUCUAUUAGAGAUGAUUUAUUAAAUAAAAAAAGAAUUUUUGUUAAUUAUAUUACUUAUGAUAUUAUCGAAUAUUUAGCUCCUGCUAAUGUGCUCAUAUGUUCUAAGUGUAUGGCAAUAGGUCAUUUUAAAAAGCAAUGCUCUCAGAUUAAAGAAACAUGUCGUAUAUGUGGUGAACAAGUUGAUGAUAUGAAAAAUCAUAAAUGUUCUAAAAUUGAAAAAUGUAUCCAUUGUGGACAAAAUCAUAAAUCUAGUUCUCUAAAAUGUCCGGUGGUCAAAUCUUUUCGUGCUGAAUUAACUCGUAAAAUUCUUCAUUUAAACAAUCAUUCACCAUCUGAUACAAACUUAAUGAAUAAAAAUAUUAUUUUUAAUUCAACUAAUUUUCCACCUCCUCCACCACCUAAAUCUUCAACAUUAUCAAUUAAUCCUAUGAUGGUUAAGCUGGACGAAUUAAUAAAUAAAUUGUCAGAAGUGAUGAUUCAUCUGGCUAAUUUAGAAGCUAAACAUGAUAAUUUCGAACAAUUCAUAUUAGAAAAAAAUCGUAAUGAUGAAAUUGUUACUAAAAAACUUAAUGAUUUAUCUAAUGAACAUAUGAAUUUAAAGAAAAAUGUUGUUCAACAUAGUUCAUAUAUUGAUAGACAUGAAAAUUUAUUUUUUAAAUUGUUAAUCCCAAUGUUUGAAGAUUUAUUUUCACUUAUUGCAGCACAAAAUCUUGACAAGAGAGGCAAACCACUUGAUGUGGAUCUUAAAUGUAAACUUAAUCGUUAUUUGGUUCAAAUGAAAAAAGCAACUGAAGCUAAAGCUAAAGCUUCAUUAUCAUCAUUUGACUUUAAUCUUUUCUUAGAGAUUCUUACUGAGUGGGAAGGUAGUAUAUUUCUUGAUUCUUGUUUUUCGUUGUGGCAGAAGUAUGUUCCUUUAGAUGAAAAUUCUUUUCAUUCUUCACUUCAUAUUCUAUCAUUCAAUGUUCGAGGGCUUGAGUUAAGAUGGCAAGAGGUUCUUCUUCUUACAUCUUCUUUCAACUUCGAUAUUCUUAUUCUUCUUGAAACUGAGAAUAAACAUGGUGGAGUUUUAGUCUUGGUGAAAUUAGAUAUUCAAGUAAUGCGUAUAGAAUGUAAAUUACCUAAUGUUUGUGUUUUGGAUAUUGCAGGUGAAGAAAUAUUACGUAUUAUUGGAGUAUAUGCACCUGAGAAUCAAGAUGGUAAAAAAGCAGAGCUCUUCCUUGUAUGGGCAGAUGCAAACUUUCUUGCUCCAUUUACACCUGAAACGUCUACUUCUUUGCGUUCUAAUAGAGUAAUUGAUUUUGCUGUAGCUGCUGGUUUAAGUAUCGAUAUUCAAAGUUAUAGUGUGAAACCUCAUCCAUAUACUGAUUCUCCACCUAUUGAAUAUGACAAUGUUGAUGAAUCGAUUCCUGAAGUAACAUUAGAUGAAUUAGUAUUCACAGUGCAGGCAAAACAAGCUUGGCUUCUUGAUAGAAGGUGCUUUAUUGAGAUAAAUAAUGAUAAAUCCAGAUGGUUUUCAAUUGGAAAAGGGGGUCCUCAAGGUAGUGUAUUAACUCCCACUUUAUUCAUUAGUUAUCAUUGUGAUAUGGGACAAUUUCUUUCUCAAUGUACUAGUCAUUUUUUCGCUGACGAUGUUGCAGCUAUACUUGCGGGACAUUUAGGAGUACGAUACACAAGUCAAUGUAUUGAUCUUGAAAAGCGUAUUAAAUCUUUUCUUGAUUCACUAGAAUAUUAUUCUUGUUUAGCUGAUCAGCCGUUAAAUAGAACUAAAACCAAAGCUAUGUUUAGUGCUCGUGCAAUAGGAUCCCCGAAUUUCAAUAUUACAUUUGAUAGUGGUGAUGAUAGAUACUUGGAUGGGGGAAAUUACUAA